Molecule: messenger RNA, 1063 nt
Organism: Coffea eugenioides
Lineage: Eukaryota; Viridiplantae; Streptophyta; Magnoliopsida; Gentianales; Rubiaceae
Product: cytokinin riboside 5'-monophosphate phosphoribohydrolase LOG8
Exons: 7
Coding region: 151-804 (217 amino acids)
Biological process (GO): cytokinin biosynthetic process
Cellular component (GO): cytosol; nucleus
Molecular function (GO): hydrolase activity, hydrolyzing N-glycosyl compounds
Source: RefSeq, a predicted model, not a curated record
UUUUAAUAACACCCCAUCUUUACUUUUUGAUUUGCUUCUUUUUCCUUUGUAUCAUAAAAUACUGUUACUAUACAGAGGUAAUACAACAGAUAAGCAAUAGUAUAGAAUUUUACAAGUAAAUUUGCCGUGACAGACAAUACAAGUUUUAAUAUGGAGGAGAGCAAUAACAGAAGCCAAUUCAAGAGAAUCUGUGUGUAUUGCGGGAGCAAUCCAGGCCACAGGAAAGUAUUCAGUGAUGCUGCUGUUGAAUUGGGGAAUGAACUGGUGAGAAGAAAGAUAGACUUGGUAUAUGGGGGCGGAAGUGUUGGAUUGAUGGGAUUGAUUUCCCAGAGAGUUUAUGAUGGAGGUUGCCAUGUUCUUGGCAGGGUGAUUCCAAAAGCUCUCGUGCCUAUUGAGAUAUCUGGUGAAACUGUUGGGGAUGUGAGAAUCGCCUCCAACAUGCAUGAGCGCAAAGCUGAAAUGGCUAGACAUGCUGAUGCUUUUAUUGCUCUUCCUGGGGGAUAUGGAACUAUGGAAGAAACACUGGAAAUGAUAACAUGGUCACAACUUGGCAUCCAUAAAAAGCCGGUAGGUUUAAUUAAUGUGGAUGGCUAUUAUAAUUCCUUGCUGGCAUUGUUUGACAAUGGAGUUGAAGAAGGCUUCAUCAAGCCAGGUGCUCGGCACAUAGUCCUCGCUGCUCCUACAGCAGAAGAACUUCUAGACAAAAUGGAGCAAUACACCCCUUCUCAUGAUCAUGUUGCCCCUCAUGAAAGCUGGCAGCUGGAGAAACUGGGUGACUAUCCAAGUGAGCAGAGUCCCCAAUGAAAUCCCUGUUUGUGGUAGGCCUAUGUCAAAAAUAGAUUCCUGAUGUGAUUUGACCAUCAUUUGAGUUUUGUAUGAGAUUCUGGUUCUUUGGGGCCACAUAUAACUAUAAUUACUAGGUGCCCCUUUCAUUUUUUGUGGUUUACAUUUAAUUAGAGUCGGCAUUCCUGAUUUGCACAGCCAAUUCUGGAUUGCAAUGUUAGAAUGCUCAAUCAGUAAACUGUUCAGUAGUGAUGUUGGCUGUUAGCCUUUGCGAUGCACA